Penicillium canariense is the source of this 1071-nucleotide messenger RNA. RefSeq lists its product as uncharacterized. Lineage: Eukaryota; Fungi; Ascomycota; Eurotiomycetes; Eurotiales; Aspergillaceae. Gene Ontology annotation, cellular component: mitochondrion. The record is from RefSeq and is a predicted model, not a curated record. The transcript has 2 exons. Gene Ontology annotation, biological process: mitochondrial respiratory chain complex I assembly. Bases 1 to 1071 code for a protein of 356 amino acids. Gene Ontology annotation, molecular function: S-adenosylmethionine-dependent methyltransferase activity.
AUGAUCUCUCUCCACACAUUUCGUGCCACUUCUUCCCGGCGAUGCUUCGCCGCAACCUUCGGCGUUCGAACAUACGCCAGCCAGACGCCCGGCAAUCCCAUGCUGGAGAUCUUCAAUCGCAAGACAAAGCACCUACAGAAGGACCGGGCCGCCCGCAAAGUCGAGGAGAGCCGGAAAACAGAUUACUUGAAGGAUGAGGUGGCACUGCGGCUGUGCGAGCGGUUACUGGAUAUUAAGCGCGACUUCCCGAAUGUGCUCGACCUGGGCGCAAACAGCUGCAAUAUUGCGCGGGCUCUAACGACGCCGAAUCUCGACAUAGCAGCACCGGAGGGCACACCGACACCACCCCUGGCCGAACGAAUCUCGAAGCUGACAUGCGUGGAUACAUCGCAUGCACUGCUGCACCGGGACGAGGAGCUGCCUUUCAAUAAAGACAUCAACAUUCACCGCGACGUGAUUUCCGACCUCGAGACAUUGCCAUACCAGCCGAAUACAUUCGAUGCAGUUCUGUCAUCGCUAUCGAUCCACUGGGUCAAUGAUCUGCCUGCGCUACUGGAGCAGGUAAACACUAUUCUCAAGCCAGACAGCCCAUUUAUCGCAGCAAUGUUCGGCGGCGACACACUUUUCGAGCUGCGGGGAUCGCUGCAGCUGGCUGAUCUGGAACGUCGCGGUGGCGUUAGUCCGCAUGUGUCACCGCUCGUUGAUGUGCGAGACGUCGGAAAUCUACUGAACCGUGCCGGAUUCAAGAUGCUCACUGUUGAUGUCGAGGACAUUGUGGUGGAGUUCCCGGAUACAUUUGCUCUUAUGCAGGACCUGCAGGCCAUGGGCGAGAGCAACGCCAUCAUGCACCGUGAGGCUGGACCCUUGUCACGAGAUGUCUUGCUGGCCAACGAAGCUAUCUAUCGGACGAUGCAUAUGGAGGACGAUGCUCCUGGCAUCCCGGCAACAUUCCGAAUGAUCUAUAUGAUCGGAUGGAAAGAGGGCGGGAACCAGCCACAGCCACUCCAGCGCGGUAGCGGCGAGCUUAACCUGAAGGAUCUUCUAGGCGGUGGUGAUUUCCAAAAGCCAUGA